Molecule: messenger RNA, 686 nt
Organism: Medioppia subpectinata
Lineage: Eukaryota; Metazoa; Arthropoda; Arachnida; Sarcoptiformes; Oppiidae
Source: the annotation of a GenBank genome assembly
AUUGUAAAUAGGGUUUAAUGAUUACAAUAUUUCCACCGGCAAUGGUUGACAUGAAGUUUAUAUUUAACACAUCUAUGACUUACAUAUCACUUGUGUCCACAUUUACUGCCGUUGGAUAUGUCAUUGGAUCAAUGGCUGGAUUUUUAUAUAAAUACAUCGACCGUCAAGUGACCAUGAUAGUGAUGAGCUUUUGUAUGGCAAUAUUUACAACAUUAAUACCGUUUUGUCCAAACAUAUGGUUACUCUACUUAUGCUCAUUCAUCGCGUGUAUCGGUGGCGGCGCGUGGGAUAGCAGUACAUCCGUUUGGAUCAUAGAGUUAUGGGGCGAUCAGUCGGCCCCUUGGCUACAGAUAUCAGGCCUAUUAUACGGCGUGGGCUGUAUUGUGUCGCCAAUGAUUAUCAAACCCUAUCUGACCGGCGAUCUGACCCAUGGGGUCGACACCAGUGCCGACUCAUUGGUCUCCAUAAUGAAUAGCACAUCCGUUGAAGACAUUAAUAAUAUUGUGGACAGACGUGAGCUAAUACAAGUGCCAUAUAUGAUUGUGGGCGCUAUUUGUGCUAUUGGACCCGUGCUAUUGCUGAUAAUGCACAUGGUGAAACGAUAUCACGUGCCUAUGGAUAGAAUAACGGAACAAAAAACAGAAAAUAAACAUGAUCAUUGGGCAGACAGGCCAGAGGGCAAACAA